AUGGAGCAAGAAGGAGGUGGAGGAGCUCCAGCGGUGUACACCGGAGGUCUAAUCCCGCUGCACGAGCACGAGCAGCGGUACUACUCGAGUCUGCAUGGGCUGUGUCAGACGGAUUCCUCAGGGAAUCAGCUGUCCUCCUCAAAGGUGGCCGAGCUCUUCAAGGCGUCUGGGCUACCCGCUGAAAUUCUGCACAAGGUGACGGAGGUGUGCGGUGCCAAGCGGGCGGGCUACUUCGGCACGAGUCAGUUCUACGUGGCCCUCAAGCUGCUGGCCGCCGCCCAGGCCGGUCUCCCCGUCCGUCUAGAGAGCACCUCGGCCAAUCUACCUCUGCCCAGAUUCGCGGGGAUUAAAGCGGAACCAGAUAUGAGAUAUGUUCCCGGCAUCGAGGCCCAAUCCGACAAGUCCCGCAGUUUGGACGCCGGCGCCGAUCAGAAGGAGCCACCACUGCCGCCGCCAGUCAAGUCGCCGCCUUGCUCACCGCUGGCUUACCACACCUACCCGUACGACUCGCUCGGAAAAAGACAGAUGGCCGACUCGCACACGGGCAAUGAGCUAACAACGUCAACUGCAGAAAGCGGCCAACAGCAGGACUGUGACAUCGAUGACCCCUGGAGGAUCACGAAGGAACAGCUGGAGUAUUACACCAAUCAGUUUUUAAGCCUUCAGCCCGAUUUGGGCGCGCUCAUACUAGGUGCUGUCGCAAAGAACUUCUUCACCAAGUCCAAACUUCCCAUACCAGAACUGUCACACAUUUGGCAACUCAGCGACGUGGACCGGGAUGGCGCACUAACCUUCCCAGAGUUCUGCUCGGCUUUCCACUUGAUCGUGGCCCGCAAAAAUGGCUACCCGCUUCCUGAUAGUCUCCCCCUUGGCCUGCGUCCAGGGUUCGGAUCCCUGGAUGAGCACGCCACCUCUCAAGACCAGUGUGUCAAGAAUCCAACAAGUGCAUCCAACACCAAAGAUUCCGAAUACGAAGCUUGUAAAAAACAAGAGGCGUCCUCACAUGACCUGGACCUUCACACCAAGACCAAAACCCGGCAAAGAUCGUACUCCAGCACUUCCAUCGACGAUGCCAUGAGAAAGGUGGAGGAGCCUCCAACGCCGCCGCCUCGCCCCCAGAAGAGCCACAGCCGUGCCUCCUCACUAGACCUUAACAAGAUUUUCCAGCAGGGGGCGCCAGCGAUGAAGAGCGGAUGGUUGCCCACUCCUCCGGCGCUACCGCCCAGACCGCCUGCCUCACAGGUUCCUCAAACCAAAGUACAGCAGCCCAACUUUGCAGAUUUUGCAGACUUCAGUCGCUUCAGAGAAGAGGACGAGACCGGCGAUAAACCCGAAGAACGCCGCCAACGCUCCACAUGCCAUCCAAGCACGGAAGAUUCGUCCCUCGCUUCAAAACAGGACCAACAAAUAAAUCAAGCUCCACACAAGCCCACUCGGCGGAAGUACCGGCCGGACAGCCAGAAUCUGGAGUGUUUAGCGCCACCUUGUGGGCUUUAUUUGAAACAGACGCAAAAGCAGAAGCGGGCUAUCCAGACGGCCAUCCGGAAAAACAAAGAAACCAACGCCGUCUUGACACGACUCAACAGCGAGCUCCAGCAGCAGCUCAAGGCUGUCAACCGGGAGCGAGUCGCCUUGGAGACCCAGCUGGACCUCUUGCGACCCGUGGCGUCCGCGUGA
This is a messenger RNA of Nerophis lumbriciformis (worm pipefish), 1677 nucleotides long. Lineage: Eukaryota; Metazoa; Chordata; Actinopteri; Syngnathiformes; Syngnathidae. The record is from RefSeq and is a predicted model, not a curated record.